UAUAUUCCUUCACUCUAUAAACUGCUUUUUCUGAAGCUCCUGCUGAUCUCUCUUAACCGCUUCCCUCCACCACCACCGCCUUCUUUCUCUCUAAUGUACCUCUAGGGCUUCACUUCUUGCUCAACAACAAUGGAUUUCAUCUCUACAAACUAUGCCAACGCAGUUCCUUUCUCUACUGACCACAAAUACGCGCCAUCUCAAGCUCCUUUCCAUGCCGCGGUGCUGAAAAGGAGCAAGAAGAGAUCGUUGCCUGUGCGAGUCUCCAAUUUUGCGGCAGCGGCUUCGGAAGCCGGGGGUUUGGUUAAUGGCGCCACGGUGAGGAGGAGCUUAGCAGCGACGAGAGAGAACGAGGCCCGGGCCUUGCAAUUGGGCAAGUCCAGCAGUGCCUUGGAGCAGCUCGACAUCGAGCGUGGCGUUUGCGUGCCAUUUCGCAAGUACUCUCCCGAGACGGUGAGAAAUAAGGUAUUGGAAUCCAGAGGGGCUGUUUUGUCGCUAAUUUCUCGAGGUGUGGAGAUAGUGUGGAAUUUGGGGUUUUACUGGUCUUCGUUGAUGUAUGAUUGCUUUGUUGGAAGAGAUGAAGAAGUUGUUCCUUAUCGUGCUCGGCAGCUUAGGACUCUCCUGUGUGAUUUGGGACCUUCUUUUAUCAAAGCAGGCCAGGUUCUUGCAAAUAGACCUGAUAUCAUUAGAGAAGAUUAUAUGAAUGAACUUUGCAUUCUUCAAGAUGAUGUUCCUCCUUUCCCCAAUAAGGUCGCUUUCAACAUCAUAGAAGAGGAAUUGGGCCAACCACUUGAAGCUGUUUUCAGUAAAAUUUCGUCGCAGACAAUAGCAGCUGCAAGUUUGGGUCAAGUGUACCGAGCUACUUUACGUGCCUCUGGAGAGGAUGUGGCUAUUAAGGUCCAAAGACCCCAGAUAGAGCCUAUAAUUUAUCGGGAUCUUUUUCUAUUUCGUACUCUUGCUUCAUUUUUGAACGGCAUCAGUCUACAAAAACUAGGGUGCAAUGCAGAGCUGAUAGUUGAUGAAUUUGGCGAAAAGCUUUUGGAGGAGCUUGAUUACACACUGGAAGCCCGUAACAUUGAAGAUUUUCUUGAGAACUUCAAGGACGAUCCAACUGUCAAAAUUCCUCGGGUUUACAAGCAACUUUCAGGGUCACGUGUUCUUGUAAUGGAGUGGAUUGAUGGCAUCCGGUGCACUAAUCCACAGGCUAUUAAGGAAGGUGGCAUCGAUGUAAAUGGAUUUUUAACAGUUGGAGUUAGUGCCGCUUUGCGGCAAUUGCUUGAAUUUGGGUUAUUUCAUGGAGAUCCACACCCUGGAAAUAUUUUUGCCAUGCGUGAUGGACGUAUUGCAUAUGUGGACUUUGGGAAUGUUGCAGUGCUUAGUCAGCAAAAUAAACAGAUCUUGAUUGAUGCUGUUGUCCAUGCUGUAAAUGAGGACUAUGUUGAGAUGGCAAAUGAUUUCACCAGGCUUGGCUUCCUGACUCCUGGGACUGAUGUCUCUCCCAUAAUCCCAGCUUUAGAAGCAAUCUGGCAGAACUCUUCUGGAAAAGGACUCUCUGAUUUUAAUUUUCGAAGUGUUACUGGGAAAUUUAAUCAAUUGGUUUACAAUUAUCCGAUCCGUAUCCCAGAGAGGUUUUCACUUGUCAUCCGUUCCUUAUUGACUCAAGAGGGAAUCUGUUUCACUCUACAGCGGGACUUCAAAUUUCUAGAGGUAAGGAUAAAACUUCUUGUUUCCUUAUUUAUGUUUUGUUAUUAAAUCUUCUUUUGAGUU
Molecule: messenger RNA, 1764 nt
Organism: Corylus avellana
Lineage: Eukaryota; Viridiplantae; Streptophyta; Magnoliopsida; Fagales; Betulaceae
Source: RefSeq, a predicted model, not a curated record